CACAAGAAAAUUGCAGUCAAAACAAAACAACGUGAACACAUGUUGGACUCAGAGUACGUAUUUGGACAAAUAUAUCAGAAAUAAAUUAACAUGAGCAUGGAUAUUGCAUUAAAUAUAUCAACGACGCCAACACCCUCGCGGAAUAAAACAGUGCCAGGAAAAAAGAAUUCCAAUAAACGUGCAACAUCGAGUAGUGAUGGAGGUUUUACAUUUUCAUUUGGAGGUGCGCAGCAUAAAGUUAAAGCAAUUGUGGCACGCAAAAGGCCCAUAAAGAAAACACUACCCACAACCAGCGCACAUGAUGAGAAGAAGAAACCAAAUCCUGAUUUAAAUGGGUUUGGUGAGACGAAGCAAACUGACGGAAAGCCAGGUACACCAAAGACAGUACGAGCUGAAGUGUCCCAGACCACAUCGAACCCAUUUCACUUGAAUGACAGUAAAUCUACGCAAACUUCUGUAGAUAAUGGGCUCAUACUUAAUAUUGCUACCGAUUCAACGCCAGUUGAUCGUCCUAAACCAAAGCAGAAACUAACUCGAGCUGAACGUUUGCGCAAUAUGUCGACUCACAAUAAAGAACAGCGCUCAAAUAAUAUGGUGAAUAAGCGCUUUGAUAAAAAUGGCAAGAAACCUACAGGGCAGCGUAGGAACUUUAAAGAAAGAAACGAACAAAAAGUUCAAGAAAAGACAGAUGCAGGCAUCCAAGAAAAUGGCGUAAAUUUAGCUGCAAGAAAGGCAAAUGCAUUUCGUGUUGUUCGUCCUGAAGAUAAGUCGGUUAAGAAAGUUGGUUUAUUUGCUAAAAAUCCGGAUGCACCUGUUAUGGGUCAACGAUUUGUAAAACCGAUAGCGGAACGUCUCUUUGAUGGCACAAAAAUUGAGACACUCAAUAUUCAUCCACAUACCGUAAAGAAUUUGGCCGAUACUUUGAGUAUUGUAGAGCUGACAACUGUGCAGAAAAAAACAAUACCACUGGCACUUGAAGGCAAAGACUUACUUGUGCGUUCACAAACUGGCUCCGGCAAAACACUUGCAUACGCAUUACCUGUAGUUGAAAAACUCCAAGAGGUACGUCCCAAAAUCACACGAGACUCAGGUGUUUUAGCUGUGAUCAUUGUGCCUACGCGUGAAUUGGCUGUGCAAACAUAUGAAUUAUUUCAAAAACUGGUAAAACCAUUUACAUGGAUUGUGCCUGGAGUACUGAUGGGUGGUGAACGACGCAAAGCAGAAAAAGCGCGCAUACGCAAAGGUAUUAAUAUAUUAGUCGGCACACCAGGACGUGUGCUUGACCAUAUCUUGCACACAGAGACGUUUAAGGUACACAAGACACAAUUUCUGGUACUGGACGAAGCGGACCGCCUGUUGGAAAUGGGUUAUGAACGUGAUGUGAAGCAAAUUGUUGAGGCAAUUGAUGCACAGCGUGCCAAGUCUGCGACAGAUGAUGCAAAUCCUGAGCAACCCAUACAACGUUUGCUGUUGUCAGCCACACUCACAGCCAAUGUGCAACGUUUGGCCGGUCUUACGCUGAAAGAACCGACUUUCGUUGAUAAUAGCGAAGAAGAUGGUGCGUUACCCAAGUCUAAUGGGUAUACAAAGAAUGAUAUUCAGACCCUAACUUCGGAAAUAGUAGAUGAUGAUGAAGAUGAGGAAAAGGGCAUAAUGACUAUACCAGAUAAUUUAAAACUAAAUUUUGUUGUUGUGCCGCCAAAACUACGCCUAGUCACCCUGUGUGGCAUAUUAGCGCAUGAAUACGGUAGUAAGCAACGUUUGAAAGCAAUAGUUUUCAUGAGUACUAUGGAGAUGGUUAAUUUUCAUCAUGAUUUACUAAAUGAAUUGCUUACACAGAAAGUACUCGAUGAAGACGACGAGGAAGUGAUCAAGGAGCAGGAGCAAAGUGAAGAUGACGAAGAAACACCUUUGCUUAAAGGCCUAAGAUUUUUCAAAUUACAUGGCUCAAUGACACAGACUGAACGUCAGGGUGUUUUUAAUGGUUUUCGUGAUUGCAAAUCUGGUGUGCUGCUAACGACGGAUGUAGCUGGACGAGGAAUAGAUGUGCCUGAAGUUGAUCUGGUCUUACAAUAUUCACCACCGCAAAAAAUUGCUGAUUUCGUGCAUCGUGUUGGACGUACAGCGCGUGCAGGUCACAGUGGGCAUGCCAUAUUGCUCCUGACGCCUUCCGAAGCGCAGUUUGUGCGUUUUCUAGAAGACCAACGUAUAAGAAUAGCACAAGUUGAUAUGGAUAUUUACUUAAAGACGAUCAAUGAAAAUGAUGAUGAAGCAAAUACAGUGCAGGAAGCUGCGUCAAAUCUGCAACAUAAAUUCCAAGAACUAAUCGCUGACGACAAGGAAAUGCAUAACAAGGCGUGUAAAGCAUUCGUAUCAUGGACUAAAUUUUAUUCGACCUUUCCAAAAGAACUUAAACCAAUAUUUAAUAUUAAAAACGCACAUAUGGGACAUUUCGCUAAGAGCUUUGGUUUAAAGGAUCAACCCAAGACGUUUACUAAGAAGCAUACGGAACCCAAACCACCGCCACCUACCAAUCGCUUGACAUACACGGAAAGGGAUCCUGAGAAAAUUAAAAUGGAAAAACGUGCCAAAAAGCGUAGAUUCGCCACAACAGUUACCAAUGAAGUACGCAACCCAAAUCGUCCACAAAGUAAUAAAUUAGUGAAAAUGCUGCCAGCGUCGAGAGCUUUAACGACUUCUGAAUUUGAUAGCGGUAUGCCGGCUCUUAAGAAGCGGAAGAAAGCUUAAUAUAGAAUAUAUCAUUUAUUCAUUUUUUAUGUUAGUUAUUGCAUAUUGUAAUGUUUUUAAAUCAAAA
Molecule: messenger RNA, 2815 nt
Organism: Ceratitis capitata (Mediterranean fruit fly)
Lineage: Eukaryota; Metazoa; Arthropoda; Insecta; Diptera; Tephritidae
Product: probable ATP-dependent RNA helicase CG8611
Exons: 8
Coding region: 91-2748 (885 amino acids)
Biological process (GO): ribosome biogenesis
Cellular component (GO): nucleus
Molecular function (GO): ATP binding; nucleic acid binding
Source: RefSeq, a predicted model, not a curated record